Messenger RNA from Meloidogyne enterolobii, 1222 nucleotides. NCBI's taxonomy places the organism in Eukaryota, Metazoa, Nematoda, Chromadorea, Rhabditida, Meloidogynidae. The record is from the annotation of a GenBank genome assembly.
AUGCAAGGACUUCGCCGAAUAGGUGACUUACCUCAUGGAGAUGUUGUUUGUGCUGUUACUUUAGCUAAAGAUGGACGUAGAGUAUUUACUGGUGGAAAGGGGGCUGUAAAAGUUUGGGAUAUUACUGAACGAAUAUUUAAUUCAUCAACAGCAAAUGCUUCUAAUGAUACAUCAAGUGGUGAUGAUAUGGGGGGAGUUGGAUCUGUUGAAACUGCUAGUAAUGGAGGUGGUGGUGGGAGGGCUGCAAGUGCAGAGCCAUGGUUGCCUGUAGCUACUUUUCCGUGCCUAAAAGAUAGCUAUAUUCGUUCAUGUAAAUUAUUUUCUGAUGGAUCAACUUUAAUUGUUGGAGGGGAAACAAAAACAAUUUGUAUAUUGGAUGUUGAAAGAGGAGGGGAAAUAAAACAAACAUUUGAUUGUGAAGCAGAAGCUUGUUAUGCUUUAGCUAUUUCUCAAGAUUGUAAAACUUUGUUUUCUUGUUGUUCUAAUGGUGUUGUGAAUGUUUGGGAUUUGACUUCUGGUGAAAGAAUUGUUCAAUUAAUUGGGCAUUCUGAUGGGGCUAGUUGUGUUGAUAUAAGUGGUGAUGGACAGAAGUUGUGGACUGGAGGGUUGGACAAUACUGUUAGGUGUUGGGAUAUUGGGGCUAGACAACAAAUUGAAGCCCAAUUAUUGGAAAGUCAGAUUUUCUCACUUGGUUGUUGUCCAACUGAUAAUUGGGUUGCUGUAGGAUUGGAAGACAGUAAUGUUCAGGUUCUAAACAGCGAACCUAUGAGCGAAAAGUAUUUAAUUAGUGCUCAUCAAAGUUGUUGGUUUGUUUCCACUGGAAAAGACAACGUUGUAAAUUGUUGGCGCACCCCUUAUGGUUACAGACUUAUAAAAACAAAGGAAGUAAGUUCUGUUCUAAGUUGCGACAUUUCUGAAGAUGAUCGUUUUCUUUUAACUGGAUCGGGAGAAAAAAAGGCAUCUCUAUAUGAAUUGAGCUUUUAAUUAAUUAAUUAAUUUUUUUGAAGGAGAGAAAAUUUUUUAAAAUAUUCUUCUCUUUAAUUUUAAUUUUCAGUAAUCACUCAUUAUUUUUCGUAUAUUUAAUAAUAUAAAAAUAGCCCAUCUUCCCCUAUACUUUUUUAAAUUUCGGAUCCUUUUAGAAUUUAUUUUUUGGCUGAUUUUGUUAUCAAUCCGAUUAUUUUUUCAUUCUUCUUAUUGGAAUUUUCUAGGUUAUUUUACAGUA